AUGACUCACCGGUUCCUCCACCAAAACGUCGUCCAGUUAUACGGGGUUUCCACGACGCGGGAGCCGAUGUACGUUGUCUCGGAGUGUCUGGGCAACGGGAGUCUACUGUACCAUCUCAGAGAAGGUGGCGGUCGCUGCAUCUCGUUCAGAGAGAAGAUUGAUCUGGCGGUUCAAAUGGCGUACGGGAUCGACUAUCUCCACUCACAGCUCUGCAUCCACCGCAAUGUCUGCGCCAAAAAUGUGCUUCUUAGCGAGACCAACAUCCCGAAAAUAGCCAACUUUCGAUACGCCAAGAUUCUACCCGGCGAAAAGACCGUACUACAGCUCCCGGUAGAAGAGCUACACACUCGCUGGUACCCGCCGGAAGUACUGGAGUCUGGCCACUUCUCGACAAAGUCGGACAUUUGGUCGUUUGGCAUCCUUCUGACAGAGGUGCUGACCAACGGGAAACUCCCGUACUCUGACGUCGAGUGCAGGGAACAGCUCAAGUGGAUGGUGGUCAACGCUGGCUACAGAAUGCCGAGGUCCCAGUUGAUCGAUUGUCCGGAGCAACUCUACGAGGUCUUGUCUAGUUGCUGGAGGUCGCAGCCAACUCUGAGACCCAAAUUUGAGUUCGUUAUCACAGGAAUGUCCGACUGUGUCCCCCUUGACAAUGGCUACAUGUCCACUCUUCACUAAACAUUUCCAACUUUAUAUGUAAUCCUGAAAUUUCUGUUCCCACUUGAGUUUUCUCUACUACCAUUGUUUUCAAGACAUAGUAUACAUGUGUUUUGUUGUGUAGCUGCUGGUUGGCCCACAAUUGUUUUAACCGCCCAUGAUUUUUUUUGAUUUCUAUUGUACUGUGUAUAUAUAGCUCAUGU
Molecule: messenger RNA, 860 nt
Organism: Geodia barretti
Lineage: Eukaryota; Metazoa; Porifera; Demospongiae; Tetractinellida; Geodiidae
Source: the annotation of a GenBank genome assembly